This is a messenger RNA of Terrapene triunguis (Three-toed box turtle), 1152 nucleotides long. Its product is annotated as IgGFc-binding protein-like. The annotation marks the transcript as partial. The record is from RefSeq and is a predicted model, not a curated record. The transcript is spliced from 2 exons. Lineage: Eukaryota; Metazoa; Chordata; Testudines; Emydidae.
GUGAAUAACAACAGGGCCCACUUACCCAUCUCCCUGAACAACGGGGCCCUUCGGCUCUAUCAGAGCGGCACCUCCCUCGUCCUCCGCACUGACUUCAACCUCAGAGUGUCCUAUGACUGGAACAACCACCUGAGGGUCACCGUCCCUAAUGACUUCUCUGAGAGCCUGUGCGGCCUGUGCGGCAACUAUAACGGGGACCUCUCCGAUGACUUCCGGACCCCGGAUGGGGACCUGGCUCCCAGUGUCACCGCCCUGGGGAAAAGCUGGGCGGUGGAAGAUGAGGAUCAGUUUUGCUGGUACGAUUGCAUUGGAGGUUGCAGGCUCUGUGCCACCAGCAUCGCCAGAAAGUACAAGGAGGAGGCCUCGUGCGGCCUGAUAACCAAGGUCUCAGAUGGGCCCUUCAGCCAGUGCCACACCAAGGUGGAUCCUACAGUCUACUUGGACAACUGCGUGUACGAUCAGUGCCAGAACGACGGCUACAGGAUGGCCCUGUGUGAGGCCCUGAAGGCCUACGCGGACGCCUGCCAGCUGGAGGGGGUCAGGAUUGGGGAAUGGAGGCAGCUGGCCAGAUGCCCCAUGGAGUGCCCCCUGGAGAAUAGCCAGUACCAGCUCUGUGGAACAACCUGCCCAGCCACGUGUGUGGACCAGUCAGCCCCCAGCAGCUGCCAAGACCCCUGCAUGGAGAGCUGCCAGUGCAAGGAUGGUUUUGUGCUGAGCCAGGGCAAAUGCGUACCCAUGCACGGCUGUGGGUGCCUAUUCGAGGGGCGUCCCUAUGCCCCCAAUGAGAGUUUCUGGGUUGAUGAGGCAUGUGGGACACGGUGCAUAUGCAAUGCAACCACUAAACAAGUCGAAUGCGUGGCCGCCAAGUGCAAACAGUCGGAGAGGUGCGGGCUAGUGAACGGUGUACGGGGCUGUUACCCCUCCAGCUAUGCCACCUGCUCUGUGACAAGGAAUCUGCACUACACCACCUUUGAUGGACAGAGAUACGACUUCCAAGGCACCUGCCGCUACCAGCUCACGGCUCUGUGCAAGAAGGCAGAGGGACUGGUGGACUUUGAAGUCUACUUCCAGGAGAACAAUACCACUCCUGUACAGAUCAAGGUGUAUCAGACCAACCUCAGGGUCAGCAAUCAAUUCCCUGGGAAAGUCCUG